Jaculus jaculus (lesser Egyptian jerboa) is the source of this 3395-nucleotide messenger RNA. It is a transcript of the gene Carf, whose product is annotated as calcium responsive transcription factor. Gene Ontology annotation, molecular function: RNA polymerase II cis-regulatory region sequence-specific DNA binding; DNA-binding transcription factor activity, RNA polymerase II-specific. Lineage: Eukaryota; Metazoa; Chordata; Mammalia; Rodentia; Dipodidae. Bases 407 to 2605 code for a protein of 732 amino acids. The record is from RefSeq and is a predicted model, not a curated record. The transcript is spliced from 17 exons. Gene Ontology annotation, biological process: regulation of transcription by RNA polymerase II. Gene Ontology annotation, cellular component: nucleus.
UGGUCCCAAUAGUUAAUUCCUUAUAGCCGUUUAUCUGAGAUGAGAAUGGACGGAGAUGUUGCUCUCCAGAUCCCCAAAGUCACUUUCUUUUAAGGCUUUCGCCAGAAAAGCUCCCAGACGGAGUCAACAGACAGCAAUUUUACAACCAGGCAGACCUGGAUUGCAAAAUGUGUGGGCAUAGCGGUAUGUGUGUGCAGAGAAAAUGCUAUUAUGAAGACACAAAUACUGCUUUCACAUAAGCAAAGCUAUAGCUAUUAUGAUUUAUUGUCCUCGAAAGGAAGAACUUCACUGAACACAACAGGACAUUUCUGGGGCUAAUAGGAUGCUGAAACCUAAAAUUUCAACUUGAACCACUGCCUGAAGCCAUUAAAUAAGAAGAGAAGAUGGAAUUGAGUCUGAGGCCAGCAUGGAACGGUGUAACAAUUCAUUAAGAGUGAACGGCAAUGAUGGUGAAGAGUCAAAAAUAGAACCUCAGAACUUUGAGCAUCUAACCUGUAUGGACUCUGGGGAUUCUGCCUUUGGACAAAAUGAUUCUCCUACUGUUUUGCCCAUCACUACUCCUGAAACAGAUUCACGCAUAUCACAGGAUGUGCCAGAGGCUCUGACUGAGACACAGACUCUUCCUGCAGAACAGUUCCAUGUACUGGACCAAAGUGGGCAACCUGUUCAAUAUGAACUUCAGUCAUUGGGAGACACUAACGCACAAGUUAUGAUCAUUGCCAGCCCUUCAGAAAAUGGACAGGUGCUUCGUGUAAUUCCAUCUACCCAGACAGGAAUGGGGCAAGUGAUCAUACCUCAGGAGCAACUUGUGGAUGUGAAUAGUCCUGAGGAUGCCUCUGAAGAUAAACCCACUGAUGGAAACAUACCAAUUGUGGUGACAGAUGGUCUAGAAGACAACACCAGUAAUUAUAUUCUUCAUUCACAAGCGUCCCUCACAUUGCCCAAAAAGUCAGUAACUAGAGUGCUUGAAGAACCCUUGUUGGCCCCUCUUCAGCCACUCUCCUCUAACACACCCAUAUGGGCCCGCCGCCUUCGGAGUUGUGAGAAAAUUGGAGAUUCAUACCGUGGCUACUGUGUAAGUGAGACUGAAUUGGAAAGUAUCCUAACUUUCCACAAGCAGCAGACACAGAGUGUUUGGGGGACCCGCCAAUCUCCAAGUCCAGCCAAGCCUGCUACACGCUUGAUGUGGAAAUCCCAGUAUGUGCCAUAUGAUGGAAUCCCAUUUGUCAAUGCAGGGAGUAGAGCUGUGGUAAUGGAGUGUCAGUAUGGGCCAAGGAGAAAAGGUUUCCAGUUAAAAAAAAUCAGUGAGCAGGAAAGCAGGUCUUGUCAUCUCUACAAAGCCACUUGUCCAGCCAGGAUUUACAUUAAAAAGGUACAGAAGUUUCCUGAAUAUAGAGUACCUAUAGAUCCCAAAAUUGACAAGAAAAUAAUCAGGAUGGAACAAGAGAAGGCCUUCAACCUGCUAAAGAAGAACUUGGUCGAUGCCGGUGGUGUUCUUCGGUGGUAUGUACAGUUGCCUACCCAGCAAGCUCAUCAGUAUCAUGAAUUAGAGGCUCCCUGUCUCCCUUUGUCACCAUCCCCUUUUCCUUUGUCUUCUCUUGAAGAAGAGGAGGCUGUGGUCAGAGAUGAGAACUGUGCUUUGCCUUCACGUUUACAUCCUCAAGUAGCACAUAAGAUUCAAGAAUUGGUUUCACAGGGAAUAGAACAAGUGUAUGCAGUAAGGAAACAGUUAAGAAAAUUUGUGGAAAGAGAACUGUUCAAGCCUGAUGAAGUACCUGAAAGACAUAACUUAUCUUUUUUUCCAACUGUAAACGAUAUAAAAAAUCAUAUCCAUGAGGUACAGAAAUCCUUGAGGACGGACGAUAUGGUAUAUAACUCAGAGAUUAUUCCAGCAACGCUUCAGUGGACUACAGAUAGUGGGAAUAUUCUCAGAGAGACUGUGACAGUUACUUUUGCAGAAGGAAAGAGAGAGAAGAGGAGAAUGGGCAUGCCAGAUGCAGGAAAUUCACCAGGAGACUCGCUUACCACUAAAGGGGGAACAAAUCAGACAGGGAUUUCUUUGUCUCCAGACUCAGCUCACUUGCUCUCCCCACUUAACUCAUUUCAGCCCAAAAUAUUUCCACAGCUACAGGGUUUGCAGUUACAACCAAAACUUAACUCUCCUGAUGUAUCACCAACUCUGAUGUCAGUAAAUAACCACCCCUCCUCCAGUCCUUCAAGACUUCUGGAUUCAGUAGGAAAUGCUGUCAUGAGUAAUAAUUCUCUCCUGCUUAGUCACAGUCAGAGCCUUCGAACAUGCCUAACUCAAGACAAUAGUACUGCCUCUACUGUGGGUAAUCUUUCUGGACCAGAUCAAAAUCUAGUUGCAAUGGGUCAGCUGGUAGAAGUUGGAGAUACUGAAGUUACAGAGAACCUGGAAGGAAGUGAACAUAGGAUUCUGUUGGGAGAUGUGCAGGCCAUUCCAAUACGAAUUAUAGAUAACCACCCAGCUCUUAUUGAAGAAAAUCCAGAAGAUAUGAGCCAAGUUAAACAAGAGCCCAAAGACUCAACAUUGUCUAUGGAAGCAAAAAAAUUUUUGGAGUUUAAGAAAUUAUCUGCCACAUAAAAAUUUUGAGAGCUUUCAGAAUUUACAACUCUAGUGACCUCUGAGGUCUUAGAAAAGAAGAUAUUGUCAAAGCCUAACAUUGUAAAAACUGAACUGAAGAUGGGUUUGAUGAGCAGCUUUGACUAAAAACUGGUAUAUUUGUUGCCAAUUCCAUAUUUUUAUGUCUCUUAAAAGUUUUGCUUUCUUAUUUUAUAUCAGUUCCUUUGGUUUUUAUUUUUUAGUUCCUUUGUUUUUUCAUUAUCUAAUAAGGCCAGUAUUUCAAAAGAGAUCUGACUUUACCCACAGUAAUUUACUCAGAAUACAGAGUUAUUUAUCUCAUCCCUGGAGAUAUCCAAUUUUAGUUCUUUAAAGACCAACAUGAAAGAUAGUGUAUAUCUGGGUGUUUAUAUGUCAUGUGUUUUAAAGUUGUGAAGAAAUGUUUAAUUUGACAAAUUAGGGAAUAAUUGUAAGCAAGAGAUGUGACAUAACAACACAAGGCCGGCCUGCCCCUCUGAAGACCGCAGCUGCAGGUCACCGCUUCUUCGUUGUGCUUCCAGCUCGAAACCAACCAUGUGUUUACGGCCCCUCAUAGUCGGCUCAGUGUGGUAAGUACUAGGUAUUAUAACUGAAUUAAUGAGGUAAGCAACACGUAUCGGUGUAUACUGCAUAAAUUUAUACUAUAUUAGAGCACCUUCUUGAACUAGAAAGAUGAAAAACAUCAGAGAAUUUGGAAAGAAAAGAAUUCUGUGCUGUUAGCAGAUAAUUUGGGAGAACUUCUGAUAAUAGCAGAAUUUUUUUCUUUUGUUUUGAA